This is a messenger RNA of Physeter macrocephalus (sperm whale), 2695 nucleotides long. RefSeq names its product thymocyte selection associated high mobility group box (gene TOX). Lineage: Eukaryota; Metazoa; Chordata; Mammalia; Artiodactyla; Physeteridae. Gene Ontology annotation, cellular component: nucleus. The record is from RefSeq and is a predicted model, not a curated record. The coding region runs from base 138 to 1733 and encodes 531 amino acids. Gene Ontology annotation, biological process: leukocyte differentiation; regulation of transcription by RNA polymerase II. The transcript has 10 exons. Gene Ontology annotation, molecular function: chromatin DNA binding.
ACAAACGGAUGUGAGGGAAGGAAGGUGUUUCUCUUACUCCUGAGUCCAGACACCUCUCUCUGUUCCGUCUAAGCUUGUUUUGCUGGACACUUUUUUGAAAAAGGCAAAGAAAAGGAGUUGCUUGAUGUGAAAGUGAAAUGGACGUAAGAUUUUAUCCACCUCCAGCCCAGCCCGCUGCUGCGCCCGACGCUCCCUGUCUGGGACCUUCUCCCUGCCUGGACCCCUACUAUUGCAACAAGUUUGACGGUGAGAACAUGUAUAUGAGCAUGACAGAGCCGAGCCAGGACUAUGUGCCAGCCAGCCAGUCCUACCCUGGUCCGAGCCUGGAAAGCGAAGACUUUAACAUUCCACCCAUCACUCCUCCUUCCCUCCCCGACCACUCGCUGGUGCACCUGAAUGAGGUCGAACCUGGUUACCACUCUCUGUGUCACCCGAUGAACCAUAAUGGCCUGCUACCGUUUCAUCCACAGAACAUGGACCUACCUGAAAUCACCGUCUCCAAUAUGCUGGGACAGGACGGAGCACUGCUUCCCAACUCCAUUUCUGUGAUGCAGGAUAUACGGAGCCCAGAAGGAAGUCAGUAUAGCGCCCACCCUCAGAUGGCAGCCAUGAGGCCAAGGGGCCAGCCUGCAGAGCUCAGGCAGCAGCCAGGCAUGAUGCAGCACGGCCAGCUCACCACCAUCAACCAGUCUCAGCUAAGUGCUCAGCUUGGAUUGAACAUGGGGGGAAGCAGUGUCCCCCACAACUCGCCGUCUCCUCCCGGAAGCAAGUCUGCAACUCCUUCGCCGUCCAGCUCAGUGCAUGAGGAUGAAGGCGAUGAUACCUCUAAGGUCAAUGGUGGAGAGAAGCGACCUGCCUCUGACAUGGGGAAAAAACCAAAAACCCCCAAAAAGAAGAAGAAGAAGGACCCUAAUGAGCCCCAGAAGCCUGUGUCUGCUUAUGCGUUAUUCUUUCGUGAUACUCAGGCUGCCAUCAAGGGCCAAAAUCCAAAUGCUACCUUUGGUGAAGUCUCUAAAAUUGUGGCUUCAAUGUGGGAUGGUUUAGGAGAAGAGCAAAAGCAGGUCUAUAAAAAGAAAACAGAGGCUGCAAAGAAGGAGUACCUGAAGCAACUAGCAGCAUACAGAGCCAGCCUGGUAUCCAAGAGCUACAGCGAACCUGUUGACGUGAAGACUUCUCAGCCUCCGCAGCUGAUCAAUUCAAAGCCGCCGUCAGUGUUCCCCGGGCCCAGCCAGGCCCACUCAGCUCUGUACCUAAGUUCUCACUAUCACCAACAACCAGGAAUGAACCCUCACCUAACCACCAUGCACCCCAGUCUCCCCAGGAGCAUAGCCCCCAAGGCCAGUAACCAAAUGCCAGUGACUGUCUCUAUAGCAAACAUGGCCGUGUCCCCCGCUCCUCCCCUCCAGAUCAGCCCACCUCUUCACCAGCAUCUCACCAUGCAGCAGCCCCUUGGGACCCAGCUCCCCAUGCAGGUCCAGCCCGCCUUACACUCCCCCACCGUGCAGCAGAAAAUGUACAGUGCACGUCCUGACGUUGCCUUCAUUUCACAGGGAUUUAAUCUUCCCGACUAUCAGACUAUAAUCAGUCCUACGUCUACAGCUGCACACGUGGUCACCCAGGCCAUGGAGUACGUGCGCUCUGGGUGCAGAAACCCUCCCGCCCAGCCCGUGGACUGGAACGACUACUGCAGUAGUGGGGGCAUGCAGAGGGACAAAGCGCUGUACCUCACCUGAAAAUCCGAGCGCCUCUUCUUCCCACGGAGGCAUUCAGGGAAGUCCUUUCACCGUGGAUUGCUUUGUAUAGCCAAGGCAGUUCUCCGUUUUGUUAGAAAAAUACAAGUUGCUAAGCACUUAGGACCACUUGAGCUUGUGGGUCACCCACCCUGGAAGAAAUAGUCAUGCUUCUUUAUUACUUUUUUAAUCCUUUAUGGACAUUGUUUUUCUUCUUCCCUGAAGGAAAUUUGGACCAUUCAGAUUUUAUGUUGGUUUUUUGCUGUGAAGUGCUGCGCUAUAGUAACUGCCUUAGCAACUAUAGAUGUCUUGGAUAAAAGUCCUGGAUUUUCCAUUGGUUUUCAUAAUGGGUGUUUAUAUGAAACUACUAAAGACUUUUUAAAUGGCUUGAUGUAGCAGUCAUAGCAAGUUUGUAAAUAGCAUCUAUGUCACACUCUCCUAGAGUAUAAAAUGUGAAUGUUUUUGUAGCUAAAUUGUGAUUUGAAACUGGCUCAUUCCAGUUUAUUGAUUUCACAAUAGGGGUUAAAUUGGCAAACAUUCAUAUUUUUACUUCAUUUUUAAAACAACUGACUAAUAGUUCUAUAUUUUCAAAAUAUUUGAAAAAAAACCGUAUUCCCAAACGAUGUUCAUUUAAAAACAAAUUGGCUUUGUCUCAUUGAUCAGACAAAAAGAAACUAGUGUGAAGGGAAGUGCAAACACGUUUAUUUUGUACUGCAGAAAAAUUGCUUUUUUGUAUCACUUUUUGUGUAAUGGUUAGUAAAUGUCAUUUAAGUCCUUUUAUGUAUAAAACUGCCAAAUGCUUACCUGGUACUUUAUUAGAUGCAGAAACAGAUUGGAAACAGCUAAAUUAUAACCUUUACAUACGACUCUGUAUCAUUAUUUCUUCAUACUGUGUCUGUAUUUAAUCUUUUUUUAUGGAAACUGUUGCGCCUAUUUAUGAAAUAAUAAAUAUAGGUGUUUGUAAG